This is a messenger RNA of Durusdinium trenchii, 1182 nucleotides long. The record is from the annotation of a GenBank genome assembly. NCBI's taxonomy places the organism in Eukaryota, Dinophyceae, Suessiales, Symbiodiniaceae.
AUGGAGGUAGAAUCCAAGGGAGUCUACGGCUUCACCAUGGUUUUAGGUGAGAACCGUUGGGAGACCUUCCAGAUUUGGGAAGAUGGUGAUCCAGACAAGGUGCUGCAUCCGGGUUCCCAUUGGGCUGACAUGGAAGCAUCAGUGCUGGGGCCAUCCCGUCAGGCCGUUUGUGGCCGCUACGCCACCUGGAGAAUUUCCGGGAAGCCUACAAAGGUGCGGCUCCUCAAUGAAGAUCAGGCACAAGAAAUGGGCGUGGGCACUUGCGCUGAGGAGAUGCUCUCCUACGCUGGUGACGUUGAAAUCCGAAUGCUUACGGCCUUCCCAGGCGAUUACAUGCCUGAGGGCGGUGAGAUUCCGGUUGUGGACCAAGACGAACAGCUGUUGGGAAUGCCGGGAGAUCGGUACCGGGUGUUGCUCCGCCUUGGUGGCAAAUAUCGACGAGUGGAAUGGCGAAAGCUGACCACGACAGUGCCACAGGCUUUGCGAGCUUCAUCCUACUACAUUGCUGGAGACUUCAACUUUUGGGAGUUCCAGCCUAUGCAGGAGGAGGAGGCCUCAGCUGGCAGCAAAGCGCGCAGUUUCUUCACCGAGGUGAAGCUGCGGAGCAGUGAGGAUGUGUUCCAGGUCGUGAGGAACAAGGACUGGGACCAGGCAUUUUACCCUCAGGCUGACACCCAAAACCUUAGGGGUCCUGAUGGCUACGGCGUGGCAAAGGGCUGGCGUCUACCUGGCAAGGCUGGCGAUGUUUUCCGGAUCCACUUCAGGAGAACCCUACCUUCUAGCGGCGUCGACGACAAGUCUGUGAGUUGGAGCCUCCAGCCGCCGUCAGCCAGUCCCAGCCAGGAGCUGGCUUUGCAACACAGCUAUUGCAUUGUUGGCUCUUGGAGCAGCUUUGUCUCCAAGGAUUCCAUGACCUUUGACCAGGCUAAAUCUACUUGGCUGGCUGAGGUGCAGGUGGGGCAAAGUGGCAUGGAAUUCUUCCAGAUUUUGCUGAAUGGCAACUGGUUAGCGGCUGUUUACCCCAACAGCUACGAGGCCGACUUUCGGAGAAACGGCCACGUAGUGCUCGGUCCUGAUAGCCGUGGUGGACGCAGCUACUGGUGCCUGCAGGAUGGCCUGGAGCCUGGAGAUAGAGUCCAGGUUAUGUUGGAGGUGUGGUUCGGGCUGCGGCAUGCCCCAUGA